Hydra vulgaris (swiftwater hydra) is the source of this 1271-nucleotide messenger RNA. RefSeq lists its product as uncharacterized. Lineage: Eukaryota; Metazoa; Cnidaria; Hydrozoa; Anthoathecata; Hydridae. The record is from RefSeq and is a predicted model, not a curated record.
GUUUAAGAAUUUAAAAACUAUAAGUUGGUUACAUUCUAAAUGUGCAGCUUGAUCAUUUAACUAAUAUAUUAAACUCAUAAAACAUUUAUGUUUUACUUUUGUAAGUUCUUUAUAAAUUUGAAUUUAUUUUCAAAAUCUUGGAAUGUUUAGCAAAUUAAUACAGAAGUUCAUAUUCGAAAGUUAAACAGUUUGGGUUUUCGAUGUUUUCGUUAAUAUGCAAGACGACGACUUUGGAUUUCAUUUUAUCUUUGAUGAACAAAAUACUGAUAUUUUGUAUCAAAGACCUAUAAAUACCUUCAAAUUAACUGAUCCAGUUUUAGUGCGGCGAAUAUAUUUACUCGGGCGAACAAUUCGAAGUGUUUUCGAUAAAAAUGGUAUCUUUUAUUGGACAUCCGGCGGCACAACCUUAGGUUUAGUUCGUCAUCAGGGUUUAAUUCCCUGGGAUGAUGAUCUUGAUCUGUGUGUUUUAAGCAAGGACGAAGACAAACUUCGUAAUUUAGUUACGGCGCUUGCUGAUAACAAUCUUGUAAUACGAGAGCACCAUACUUUUGGUUAUCGUAUAUAUAGCUCGAUAGAAUCUGUUCCAAUUGACGAACAAAGACAAGACAUUCCUGGACUAGAUUAUCGUUAUCCGUUUUGUGAUAUAUUCAUUAUGCAGAAAGUAAAAUCUAGAUAUGAACUCUCUCGAUCAUCUGCCAAAAGUCUUUGGCCAAAUGAAUGGUAUAGUGAAUCGGACAUCAACUCGUGUGAGCAUUUACCGUUUGGUGAUUUUUAUUUCCGUUGUCCUGGCAAUUAUUCCGAAUACUUAAACCGAACUUAUGGAGCUGAUUGGAAUCGAUUAGGUAAAACGCAUAACUACUGUCAUAGAUCUCGAGAUUGGGUUACUCCUGUAACUUUUUCGAUUACUGAUGCAAUAAGCGGUCCGGCUUUACCGUUUAGUUAAAUUUUUAUUGAGGAGAUUAGUGCUGUUGCAGUUUUUUUAGAAAUCAAUGAUAUAAAAAUUACUAUUUUUAGUCCGUUUUUCAAUACCCAUGCUAAAAAGUACCUUUUUUAAAAAAAAAAAAAUUGUAUAGUUUAUAAGAAUGUUGAAUUGGAUGAAUUGGAAAAAAAUGAAACAAAAAAAAGAAAAAACUAAAGAUUUAAAAAUUGCUGUUUAAAAGAUAAUUCAAAUGGUAACUUUUUUCUAAUAAAUAAUAUUUACCUGAAAUUCGGUUCGAUGAUUGUUUUAUGUGUAACUUUUAAGUGGAUUAACAUUUUUAAUUUUUUACUGC